AUGUUUCAUGAUCUUAAAUCUAGUGAGAAAACCAUCAGACGGACAUAUAGCGAAGGCAGUAACUCACCUCCUACCGUCCGUCGUCGAAGUAAAACAGAGUCGCAUAAUAGUGGAUUCAGAGAAAGGUACAGUCACAUUAUUUGUAGACGUGUACGGAAAACUAUUUUGAGAAAUCAUCAAUUUGUUGAUGAGACAUUCUCUUUAAAAUCAGUCAUUCGCCUUCAACUGGUUAAAUAGGAUUAGAUGAUAAAUUUUAAUGUGCAUUGCAGGUAAAAAUCGUAAUUUACCAUGGUAUCGCUGGCUUUUAUUAUUGUUUUUAUCUUACCCAAAAUCAAAUAAAGAUAAAAAUACCUUGUUUGGUACAUUUCCAAUGAGAAUCAGAUAAAAGAAGCAAGGAUUCUAAAAGCAUGAUUCAAAUAUACGAUGGAUCUAUAGGAAUUUGAAUACCCAAUAUCAUGGUAUGACACUAAUCCUUUAAUGUCACUUACAUAUAACCGUCGGAUAUUGUAGCCUUUGUGAGAAACGUGGAGAACAGUUUAGAUAAAACUGAAUUAUCCAGUAUGAACAUGCGCUAUACAGUGAACUUGUCCUGUGCAUGUCGUGAAAGUUGAACCACAUUCAACUUGUGAUGUAUGUACUCAGGUGAAGAUAUAUUGGAGAUGAUGAUUUCUGUGUGUGUCCACACCGGGCGAGCUGAAACGUUUGCUUGACCGCGGUUGGGAGACCAACCCGCAACUUUUGGUUUGCUAGUCCUAUGCUCUACCAACUUGGCUACAAGGUCAAGUCAGUACUAGUAGGUGAUAUUUCAAAACUCAAUCUAUUUCCUUCGAUACCGCCGAGGAUGUGGGAGGGCAUGGAAUAGGCAUUUCCCCCCUGGCCCGCAGCUCAAAAGGGGCCCAACCAUUCGGUGGAGUAUUGUAAAUUUUGUGAGUUUUAGUAGCUUGUAAACAAAUUACCAACUAUCAGGCUGCAAAGAACUUCACUUAAGAACACGUAUAAAUUUAAUAUCUCACCAUAUUUCACUUGCAGAACGGACACAAACAAUUCAUUCAGUGAUCGUCAAGAUAGCGAUGAUGAGAGUAUCCUGGAUACUGAACCUAUCAGAUUAUCAUUCACUGGCUCUGAAUCUACUGAAGAAAACAAGGUUACUUCACCUCAUCGUAAACUUUGUCCACAAGGAUCACAUCUCGGAAGAGAGAGGUAAUACUCGUAAACGCUGGUGAUUCAAGCACAAUUUUCAGUUGCAAACUUUAGUUGAAAUAAAUGGACAUUUCGAUCAAAUGCCCUUCUGUCAGGAGAAUUAGUAGGAAGAUAGAAAUCAAACACGUUGCUUUUAUAGUUAGGAUGUGCCGUAUACUGCUUUGGCGCAUACUGGAUGUUAUCGGAUGGUAGUCAUCCGGAUACCGGCAGAGAGCAGUUUACAUUGCGAAAAACUUUUUUGUAUUUUUUAUCCGUCACACGCUCAGUAGUUGUUUGUGUUUCGCAAUUUCGUAAUACGUAAUUGAAAGUAUUCAACCACCGUAGAAUUAUAACUUCUUGUCAACCAAUCUUUAUGAAUAAGAAGAAAUUCGGGAAAAGGCGCUUCAUCCGGAGGAUUGGUAUAAAAGUAUGACGGUUAUCAUAAGCAGAAUUAUCAAAUGUGGUGAGCUUGUAGUACAGCAUUGUAGCUUUUUCACUAGUCUAAAUACUUCCUCUUUCUUUUUUGCUUUCAUAGUUCAAUCAGUUCUCGUGAACCUCCUAAGAUUUCCGCACCACCUGAAAUAGUUAAACAGAAAACUUGGUCAAGAAGGACUGGGGCAAAUGCUCCCGUACCUCACUUACUAAUGCCCAGACCCCUAGAGAUUGAGAUUGACUCAAAAGAACCAUCUACUUCUGCUCCUUCGUCACCUACGAAGUCCCAAAAAUCCCCACUUCGUCGCUUGAGAUCCCUACCUUCAGGUCAAGGUAAAGCAAGUAAGGAAUCAAACAGAAUUCCCAAACUACGAUUACCAGGUAAUUUUGGAUGAAUGUCAGUAUGCAUUGGAGCAUUUUGGUUUCCAUCACGUAUCCGAGCAAGUUGAGAAAUUAGUGUUGCAAAAUUGUUUAGUGGAGAAAGUGUUAGAUCAUACUACAUAGUAAUGCUUCGGGAACUUGAUAGUAAUGCUUAUACAGGACUUCUACACUUCGCUAACUAGAACUAACUUGUUGUGAGUUAUUGAAGUUGUGAACUAGGGUAUAACAACGUCGUAUUCUGUUGUAUUGGUGAUUGGUCUAUUUUUGAAUACAUUAUUCUUAUCUUACGUUUACAGAGGAAGAUGGUUGUAGUUCCAGUCCUCCAGUGAGUCCUCGGUCACCACCAAUGUCUCCACGUCUUAUGCGUAAAUCGAGUAUUAAACUGACGGCGCGACAUACAAUAUCAUUCAAGAAGUCUGCUAAUGGCUUAGGAUUUUCAUUGGAAUCUAUCCGAGUGUAUAUUGGUGAUUCAGAUUACUUUAUUGUGCAUCAUUUGAUUAAGGUUAGAAAAAUGUGUCUAUAUGAAUUAUAUGAAUUAAACACGGCACGGGCGUCGUAGCUCUAGGAAUGGGGAUGGAAAUCAGAUGCAGCCUUCUCUACAAUAGUUGGCUUUCCAAAUGUCAGAUCGUCAUUUGAAAAGAUGCGCCCCACCCGGGGAUCGAGCCCAGGGUCUUUGGUUUAAUGUACCAGCACUCUAAUUAUACUGAGCUGUUGGGAUCGCCCGACUGAAAAAACCAUUCAUUUCAUGGUCAACCAACAUCGUCCCACUACAUUAAUGUCCAGAGACCUUGGGUUCGACUCCCGGCUGGGACGCUCAGGAAACAAUUUUUCAGCAAAUGAGUCAAUUUGUAAAAUCAACGUUACACUCUGCUAAGGACAGCACGCAAUAUUCUACAACGCUUGUUUACACUAUCAAAGUUUUGUUUAUCAAUCUGCUUGUCGCUUUGGAUACAAUUCUAACAUUGUGUGAAAGUUUGUUGACAGAGUUUGUUGUAAUCCUAUAAUCUUUCAUAGUGUAAACCAGGUUAGGUAGUUGUAUAUUCCAGUGACCCGUGCGACGCCCGUGAACCCAAGUCACAUGCGAAAAUCAGUAUUGUAAAAUUCGAAGUCGUGUUACCAUGCAAGCCCUAACAUGGUCUUAUCUUGGUUUUGGCCUUUUUUCGUCCUGACUUUGCCUCUGUUAAUAUAUAUUUAUAAACGUUAAAGCAAGGAUAACUCAUGCUCACGUCAAAUAUUUCUAGGAUGUGACACCAGAUAGUGGUGCUGCUGAAGCUGGCUUAAGAACUGGAACAUUGCUCACUCAUAUCGGUGACAAGGUAAGAUAUUAUAAGACUGCUCAUCUUACUAAUUAUCAUAUUGCAGCUCAAAAACUCAUUGCUAGUAGUUGUACGUUUACUGCAGUGUUCCACAGCCGCUAAAAAGUCACACAAUUAACCGUGGUACGCCGAUUAAAGAUUAGUUUGACUGUACUGUAUUUUGGCAUCCACAUAGCAUUGACCUUUGGAAUUAGGUCCGUUUUGAUUAGAUUAUUUUAAAACUAGAAGUUCAACUAUUUGGACUGGUCCCCAGUCAUUCGGAUAACAAUGUAAUUUGAGUUGGUCAGAAUGCACUUGAAAAUUUCAUUUUGCCUUAACAUUCAGCGCUUUCCUGGGGAAAAUCAAUGACCAUAUAUGUGUAGACAUUGUAUUCCUGCGCACUGUUUCCUUGUGGGUUCGUAGACUAAGAUAGUGUCGUAAUCUCCUGUAAUGAUAGCGGUGUGUCCAAGCUAGAUUAAGGUAUCGAGGUUUUAUCGUUGUUUACAGUGGCAUGUGCUUUAUGACCAAGACUAUUUUGUAUAUGUUCUGUUGUAGGGUGUCCAUGGGCUAAAUCAUCGACAAGUCAUUGAAUUAUUGCUCAGCAGGCAAGCUGUACUUAAACUAACUACAACUGAACUAUCCCAGACCACAAUCAAACGUGGAGGUAGAAAACGAUGUACGUCAAUCAGUAAACGAAUAGUAAAACGUUCCUCAUUUCGUAACCACAAACGAAGUGCUAGUAACCAGUCUACUAGUGGCACGGAAGAGCGAACGAGGAAAAGUUCCUUAAUAAGAAGAUUUAGUUGGAAACGAAGUACAUCGCCUAGAGGUGUGAGACGUACUAGUUCGCUCAAGAGAACGUCGUCAAAUGUCGAACGUGGAACGUCGGGAUCACGUCGAUUACAUUCGUCGAUGAUCGUGUCAUCCUCGCAGAGUAGUAGUCCGUCGUCAUCGCCAGGGGGCUCUGGAACCCAUCCUUCACGACCAGGUGAGAGAGUUUUAUCUGAAGUCAAAACAACUACGAGUAAAUAU
Molecule: messenger RNA, 4319 nt
Organism: Paramuricea clavata
Lineage: Eukaryota; Metazoa; Cnidaria; Anthozoa; Malacalcyonacea; Plexauridae
Source: the annotation of a GenBank genome assembly